Molecule: messenger RNA, 708 nt
Organism: Ophidiomyces ophidiicola
Lineage: Eukaryota; Fungi; Ascomycota; Eurotiomycetes; Onygenales; Onygenaceae
Exons: 1
Coding region: 1-708 (235 amino acids)
Source: RefSeq, a predicted model, not a curated record
AUGAAGUUCUCUGCCGUCAUCCUCUCCGCCCUUGUGGCCGUCGCCUCCGCUCUCAAAGAGCCCGACUACUCCAAGCCUCCCAGCGGCAAUCCCAUCUCCCGUCCCGGCUUGCAGGAACAGGUCCAAGCCGGCGUGUCCUACACUAUCACCUGGCAGCCAACAAGUGACGGGCCCGUGUCCCUUACUCUGCUCCGUGGCCCAAGCCAGAACAUCAAGCCUCUGUCGGUGAUUGUCGAGAGCACUGCCAACACCGGCACUUUCCAGUGGACUCCUUCCCUUUCCCUCGAGGUCGAUGUGACUCACUAUGGCCUCCUGAUUGUCGACCAGAAAACCGGCGCCUACCAAUGGUCCACCCAGUUCGGCAUCAAGGGCGGCGCCACGCCACCAAAGUCCUCGAUCUCCGUCUCCCGCACCGUCAUUGAGCCAAUCCCAAGCAGCAGCGCUCCAAGCAGCAGCGCCCCUGUCUCGUACUCUACGCAUUUCCCAGUCACCACCAUCACCACCACCAUCUGCACCUCAAGCGCGUCUGCUCCAUACCCAACCGGCACCGCCCCUGCCAGCUCUGCCGGCCCAACUGCGCCCACCACCUACCGUGCCACUCCCACCCCAGUCCCAUCCUCUCCUCCAGUCUUUGAGGGUGCUGCGGGCCGCAACACCGUUGGCCUGGGAGCUGCUCUGCUCGCUAUGGCCGCCGUCUUUGCCUUCUAA